UAAACAACUAUCUUUUGAUUUUCUAUUUAACCCCAUUAUAAAUGUUAUCUUCAAUUCGUAAACCUCACAUGAUGGCCUAUUAGAUUACGUCCCUUUAUUUAAACACUGUUGUCAGGACACUGUCAGCAUAAUAUAUUUUUUAUCGAACUGAGUUACUCAGUAAAAUCUGUUUGAGCAGUCAACCAAUGUCUUCCCUAGGUUACCUCCCCAUUGUUCUAGUGCUUCUGUCGUUUGCUACAUUUAUUGUUACAUAUAUUGUAGCAGUUGUAAGAGAUGAUGUUUCUGCAGCAUUUCCUUAUAUCAGUGACACUGGAGCUGAGAUUCCAGAAAGUUGUAUAUUCGGACAGUUUCUGAACUUAGCAGCUUGUUUAGCAUUCUGCACUAUGUAUGUAAGAUAUAAGUCUAUACAAGCUAUAGCUGGUAAUGAAGAUAUAUGGCUAGGUAGAAUGAAUAAAGUAUCUUUUAUACUUGGAAUUAUUUCUGCUAUUGGAACUUCCAUGGUGGCCAACUUUCAGGGUUAUACAGCUCAUGUGAUAUCAACUGCUGGUGAAUGGAUAACAGCAGCCACCUUUCUUUGUUUCUUUUUUACCUAUGUUAGAGAGUUCUUUAAAUUUGAACUAAAUAUAGCCAUGAGGCCUUUAGUACGACAUUUGGAUGAGGAGCCAUAUUAUCAUGACCGUGAAACUAAUGAUGAAAGAACAAGACUUUUAGGAUGA
Lottia gigantea (owl limpet) is the source of this 716-nucleotide messenger RNA. RefSeq lists its product as hypothetical. Bases 186 to 716 code for a protein of 176 amino acids. The transcript has 5 exons. Lineage: Eukaryota; Metazoa; Mollusca; Gastropoda; Lottiidae. The record is from RefSeq and is a predicted model, not a curated record.